This is a messenger RNA of Vicia villosa (hairy vetch), 435 nucleotides long. RefSeq lists its product as uncharacterized. The coding region runs from base 1 to 435 and encodes 144 amino acids. Lineage: Eukaryota; Viridiplantae; Streptophyta; Magnoliopsida; Fabales; Fabaceae. The transcript has a single exon. The record is from RefSeq and is a predicted model, not a curated record.
AUGGCUUGCCGUGGCAAAUUGGGCACAAAGGAUAGGCUGAGAAAGUUUGGAUUGAUAACUGAUCGUGUAUGCAGCCUAUGCAAUGCUUGUGAUGAGACACUUGAUCACCUAAUGUUUGACUGCAGAUUUGCAAAGGAAAUAUGGAAGUAUGUUCUACAGUGGGUAGGAAUUCUGCAUGAUCCUCAACCAUGGUCCACUGAGAUUGGUUGGCUUACCCGUAUGAUUGGAAAGAAAGGCUGGCGAUUUAUGGUCCUAAAGAUAGCUCUGGCUGAAACCAUUUAUGGUGUUUGGCAAUAUAGGAAUGAUAUAAUUUUUAGGGAAAAUACUUAUAGAAGUACAAGUAUAGAAAUUGGAGAUAGAAUCAUAGAGAAAGUGAUGUAUAGAGGGUGGUAUUUACCCAAAUUAAGGAAGCACAUAGCUACCUUAAUGUGUUAG